Metarhizium acridum CQMa 102 is the source of this 969-nucleotide messenger RNA. RefSeq lists its product as uncharacterized. Lineage: Eukaryota; Fungi; Ascomycota; Sordariomycetes; Hypocreales; Clavicipitaceae. The record is from RefSeq and is a predicted model, not a curated record. Gene Ontology annotation, molecular function: 8-oxo-dGDP phosphatase activity.
AUGGCCGUUGCGGCUGCCCAGGACGGGUCUCCUCGACAACAACCCUCAUUGCUGCAUCUCAUCGCCCUCGUUGACAACGUGCCCAUUGACUUCGAAGCCAACUGCACGCCUUAUUACCGCCUGCACCUAGCUCCCGAUCCCAGGACCCAUGGCUACAUUCAUCCCAAGACGGUAAACUCCAUGCCGUGGCCAGCGUCAUUCACAAUCAACCACGACGCUCGCCGGGUCACUCUGUCUCCUCCCUCACCAGACACCUCGCUCUCCUUGUCUGCCCACGCCAAUGCCGCCUUCCAGGCCGCCAUAGACGCCGCCAUAGACGGCAACGUGUUCCCCAUGCUCAACGGCAUGCACAGCGAGCACUUCCUCCUCAUGGGCGCCAGAGAAUUCGUCCGAAUAGAGCGCUUUGCCGCGUCCUUGUUCGGAAUAGCUACCCGCGGAGCCCACUUGACGUGCUACGUCCGGGGCCCCGACGGUCUCAAGAUAUGGGUUGCCAAAAGGAGCCCCAAGCUAUUCACAUAUCCCGGCAUGCUGGAUAGCACAGUGGCAGGCGGCGUCAAGGCUGACAACUCGCCAUUGGACUGCAUCCUCGCCGAGGCCACGGAAGAAGCGUCGCUGCCAGCGGACCUCGUUGCGAGACUGGUCCGUAGCGUGGGCGUGCUCACCCUGGCGAAUCGCAACCCACGCACGGAGCUGCACCACUCAGAGGUUCUCUACGUCUACGACAUGGAACUGGAAGAGGAUAUGGUGCCGAGUCCUCAAGAUGGUGAGGUAGAAGAGUUUGUGCUGAUGGACUGCGCAGAGCUGCGACGCAGGAUGUUAAAUGGCGAGUUUAAGCCCAAUGUUUGUCCCAUCAUGAUUGACUUCUUGGUGAGGCAUGGGGAGAUUACGCCCGAGGGGGAAAGGGACUAUGUUGAAAUAUGCAAUCGUCUGAGGAGAAGACUCCCCGUACCGACUGUGCCUGAUCGAUAA